AUGAAACUCGCUUUAGGAUUCGUAUUAAUCCUGUUCUUGUGCUCGUUGCAUGGGCGAUCCACGGCCCAGAGCUGCGUCGACGAGGCGUUCUCCGGCAACAGGAGUUACAGCUCCUGCAGCUCCCUCCCCUACCUCAACGCCUCCCUCCACUGGACCUACCACCCUUCCAAUGCCAGUCUCGACGUCGCCUACCGCGCGCUCCAGUCCUCCUCCGGCUGGGUGGCGUGGGCCAUCAACCCCACCAGCAGCGGCAUGGCCGGCGCCAACGCCUUCUUAGCUUUCCCCAACCCCACCACCGGCGCCACCACCGUGUUCACCACUCCAAUCUCCAGCACCGGUCUCAUCCCCAGCGACGUCGCGGACGGGAACUUGACCUUCGCUGUGUACGGCCGGGAGGCGGAGUACUCGAGCGCCGGCGGGUACUACACCAUCUACGCCUCAUUGGAGCUGCCGGGGAAUGACACGCAGCAGAACACGGUGUGGCAGGCGUCGACGACGUUCUCCGACGGCGUGCCUUAUGGCCACCGUUUUAGUGGGGAUAACGUGUUGUCCUUAGCCUCCUUGGAUUUUUCGGUUCAGGGAGGCGGCUUGACUAAUUGA
This is a messenger RNA of Zingiber officinale, 600 nucleotides long. Its product is annotated as cytochrome b561 and DOMON domain-containing protein At4g12980-like. The transcript has a single exon. The record is from RefSeq and is a predicted model, not a curated record. The coding region runs from base 1 to 600 and encodes 199 amino acids. NCBI's taxonomy places the organism in Eukaryota, Viridiplantae, Streptophyta, Magnoliopsida, Zingiberales, Zingiberaceae.